AUGGUCGCUUCCCUAGACGAGGAGAAAAAACCAGAGGUUACUAGCAAUGAUACAGAACCCUUGCCAGCUCCACUUAAAGGGGCUGUAAUCUACAGCUCGGAGAGAAUCUCUUAUACGGCCGAGGAGAGAAGAGUUAUUCGAAAAAUAGACAUGAACAUUCUACCUUUCAUGCUUAUUGCAUACAUGCUUCAGUUUUUGGAUAAACAAGCCCUUUCCAACAGCACAAUAAUGGGAAUCAUUCAAGAUUUGGAGCUAUAUGGAACUAAAUACAGUUGGGCAGUCAGCAUGUUUUACUUUGGAUACUUGCUCGCAUCCUAUCCUGUUUUGAUGAUGCUGGUGAAGCUUCCAUUAGGAAAGUCAUUAGCAACGGUCUUUAUUGUGUGGGCUAUUAUUCUUGGUUGUCAUGCUGCGACAAAGAACUUUGCAGGCUUGAUGGUAGCCAGGUUCUUCCUUGGGGUUGCGGAGGCUAGUAUCUCCCCAGGCUUUAGCCUAAUCACGUCUCUAUGGUAUCGAACUUCUGAGCAGCCCUUACGCCAUGGUCUCUGGUUUGCAAGCAAUUCAGCAUCAGGUAUAUUCGCAAGUAUUAUGGCAUGGGGGAUUUACCAUAUUCACGACGCAUUAAAACCGUGGCAGUGGCUCUUCAUUAUUAUGGCGCUAGCUACUUACAUUCGUCUGGGGCCUGAUGCUUCUUUGGCGCUUGCCAGAUCACCCCGAGACGGCUAA
Messenger RNA from Penicillium cataractarum, 723 nucleotides. RefSeq lists its product as uncharacterized. The transcript is spliced from 4 exons. Gene Ontology annotation, biological process: allantoate transport; transmembrane transport; tripeptide transport. Gene Ontology annotation, molecular function: dipeptide transmembrane transporter activity; allantoate transmembrane transporter activity. Bases 1 to 723 code for a protein of 240 amino acids. The record is from RefSeq and is a predicted model, not a curated record. Lineage: Eukaryota; Fungi; Ascomycota; Eurotiomycetes; Eurotiales; Aspergillaceae. Gene Ontology annotation, cellular component: plasma membrane.